Boeremia exigua is the source of this 797-nucleotide messenger RNA. RefSeq lists its product as uncharacterized. Lineage: Eukaryota; Fungi; Ascomycota; Dothideomycetes; Pleosporales; Didymellaceae. The record is from RefSeq and is a predicted model, not a curated record. The transcript has a single exon. Bases 64 to 762 code for a protein of 232 amino acids.
AGACGAUAGUGAUUAGUCUCGAGCAUAGAUACCCAGCUGUUAGUCAAGAAACGGAGUUAACUGAUGGGUGUAUCACAAUCUCCAGAGAUAGACAGAAGUCAGCUGAGAGCUAGAGUUGAGGAUGUCGUUAUGGAGAAAACAACCUUGGAAGGAUGUCGUUAUGCACAUCAACUAGAAAUAGAAGGGAAGUUCAACCUGAAUGCCACCAUCAAAUCCUACCUACUACAGCUUUUCAAUACGUAUCUAACUUACCACACGGAGUUACCAUCGUCACUAUCGUCACCAAUCAUGUCUUCCACUACUUCCGGAACCCUUCGAGCGCGAAUCGAAGCUACAGCGAGGUCCUUCCUCGCCAGCUUUGAAGAUGGCGGGAACCAAAACGACAGCUCCCUCGUCAACCGCGACGUUACGGCAUCCUGCACCCGACAUUUUCUCCCAGCUUCCGUUGCGAAGGCCUUUGGCUUCCCGGUCGACUUCUCUUUCGACACGGCCACGUUUGAGCAAGCCUUCGCGAAAGAUAUCAAGGUCCUGAGCUUCAAGAGCAACGUCAUCUCAAAUUUGGUUAUCGACACCGAGACGCUCAGAGCUUCAUUUACUUCGUUUGCGGAAGUGGAGGUUAAGAAGACUGGAGAAUCAUAUUCUGUUGAGCAAGCUUGGGUCUUGUACUUGACCGAGGAUGGGCUGAAGGUUAGCAAGGUGAUUGAAUUUUGUGAUAAGGAUGCACUUUUGAAGAUGGCGAGUGCUUCCACCCAGCCGGAAUAGAUUGCGAUAUAUCUUGGAGAUUAGAUUUUAUAGAU